GGGCGCGCGGCCGGGGCCGGGGCGAGCAGCGCGGGCUGGAGCCGGAGCUGGAAAACGUCCCGGGCCCCGGUUCUGAGCCCGCACCUGCGGUGCGGAGCGGCGGAAGGAACCCCGGGCCCAGCCGGUGCCAACGAUGUUCCCUCAAAACCGGCCCCCGGCCCAUCUCCAGGCUCCCUCCGCUGCAUCAGGCACCGCUGUCGCCGCCGGCACCAUCCCUGCCACCCCGCAGUCCCUGAAGCUGACGUACCCUGAGACCUUGGACCGCAUCAAGGAGGAAUUCCAGUUCCUGCAGAACCAAUACCACAGCUUGAAGUUAGAAUGUGAAAAGCUGGCAACAGAAAAAACAGAAAUCCAGCGUCAUUAUGUCAUGUACUACGAGAUGUCCUACGGCCUGAACAUCGAGAUGCACAAACAGACGGAGAUAGCGAAGCGGCUAAAUGUGAUCUGCGCCCAGCUCAUCCCGUUCCUGUCUCAGGAGCACCAGCAGCAAGUGGUCCAGGCUGUGGAGCGUGCGAAGCAGGUGACUAUGACCGACCUGAACGCGGCCAUCGGGCACCAGCUCCAGACCCAGCACCUCUCGCACCACGUGCCCCCCAUCCCGCUGACCCCCCACCCCUCUGGCAUGCAGCCCGCCGGCCUCACUGGCCUUGGGAGCGCUUCCGGGCUUCUGGCGCUCUCGGGGGCGCUGGGGGCCCAGGCUCAGCUCCUCGCCAAAGACGACCGUGGAGUCCACGACACUGAGCACCGGGAGCGGGACCCGGGGCCCAGCUCCCUGGCGCUGCCCAACGGGGAGCGGGCGCGAGCCAUCUCCGAGUACCUGAGCAACAGCAAGAAGAGGAAGGUGGAGGAGAAGGACUUUGUGACAGACUACGGCAGUGACGCGGACAAAAGCGAAGACAACCUGGUGGUAGAUGAGGACCCUUCAUCCCCGCACAGCGUCCACUCCUACUCGUCCCGCGAGAACGGGGUGGAAAAGCUGCCACUGGGGAGGAAAGAGGCUGUGCCGCUCAGCCCGACCUCCAUGGCCUCCUCGAGCAGCACGUCCCCGUCCCGCAGCAAGGAUGUGCCCACGGUGGAGAAGGCAGGGACACCCAGCCUCAAGUCCAGCACCCCCACGUCCCAGGGCGAUGCCAUGACCCCAGGCUCCAGCGGUGCCCAGCAGUUCCGCCCCGCUGCCCCCAAGGCCCCUGUGGACCCCCUGGCCCUGGGCCUGAGGACCCCGCUGGGAGUGCAGAGCCCCUACUCUGCCACCUUCGGCAUGGCUCACCCCGCUGUCAACGGGGACAUGGCUGGGGCCGGCGCCUAUGCCAGCCUCCACCUCGUGUCCCCACAGCUCAACGGGACCGCAGCUGCCGUGGGAGCUGGCAGCUACGGGCGGUCCCCCCUGGUUGGCUACGACCCGCACCCACACAUGCGCGUCCCGGGGCUGGCAGCCGGCAUGCAAGUGGGGACAUCGGGGAAGCCUGCCUACUCCUUCCAUGUCAGCGCCGACGGGCAGAUGCAGCCAGUGCCGUUCCCCCCUGACGCCCUCCUGGGCUCCGGCAUCCCCCGGCACGCGCGGCAGCUCCACACCCUGGCCCACGGUGAGGUGGUCUGCGCCGUCACCAUCAGCAACUCCACGCGCCACGUCUACACCGGGGGCAAGGGCUGCGUGAAGGUGUGGGACGUGGGGCAGCCGGGCACCAAGACGGCCGUGGCUCAGCUGGACUGCUUGAACCGUGACAACUACAUCCGCUCCUGCAAGCUGCUCCCCGACGGCCGAAGCCUGAUCGUGGGGGGGGAGGCCAGCACCCUGUCCAUCUGGGACCUGGCGGCCCCCACGCCCCGCAUCAAGGCUGAGCUCACCUCCUCCGCCCCCGCCUGCUACGCCCUGGCCAUCAGCCCCGAUGCCAAAGUCUGCUUCUCCUGCUGCAGCGACGGCAACAUCGUGGUGUGGGACCUGCAGAACCAGACCCUGGUCAGGCAGUUCCAGGGCCACACGGAUGGUGCCAGCUGCAUCGACAUCUCCAACGAUGGCACCAAGCUGUGGACGGGGGGGCUGGACAACACGGUACGGUGCUGGGACCUGCGGGAAGGGCGGCAGCUGCAGCAGCACGACUUCAGCUCCCAGAUCUUCUCCUUGGGGCACUGCCCAACGGGCGAGUGGCUGGCUGUGGGCAUGGAGAGCAGCAACGUGGAGAUCCUGCAUGUGAGCAAGCCCGACAAGUACCAGCUGCACCUCCACGAGAGCUGUGUUCUCUCCCUCAAGUUCGCUGCCUGCGGGAAGUGGUUCGUGAGCACGGGGAAGGACAACCUGCUCAACGCCUGGCGCACCCCCUAUGGCGCCAGCAUCUUCCAGGGCCCCCAUGGGGUGGGGGAGCUUGCUCUGGGGCCGCAGCUCAUACCCCCCUCUCUGCAGUCCAAGGAAACCUCCUCCGUCCUCAGCUGCGACGUCUCCACCGACGACCAGUUCAUCGUGACUGGCUCAGGGGACAAGAAAGCUACGGUCUACGAGGUCAUUUACUGAGCACUGGAGAGGGGACAGCCGCUGGGAGGGGGCCACUCCACGGGAGCAGACGGACAGACGGCCGCGGGGGCUGACGGAUGGACGCUGCCCUCCCGGGAGCUGGCAGCCCAGGGCUGGAGCAGGCAGCAAGGGGCGGAGGGGACCCCGCAGCCAGGCAGGGCUGGGAGGCAGCUGCUGCUUGCAGGGACCUUCCUGGGGACUUUCUUCUCGUUUGGGUCUUUAGUUGUUGGGUUGUUUCUAAGUCUGGACUGGGGGUGGGGGCAAGGGGUCUUUUUUUUAAUGUAACUUUUUUGUUGUUGUUAAGGCUCUGGGCCAUGCAGCGGAGGAUGUGCUCCAUCCUUAUCUCCAUGAGCCUCCUCAAGUGUAUUUAAUAAUAAAAACAGACAAAACAGCA
Molecule: messenger RNA, 2900 nt
Organism: Cygnus atratus (black swan)
Lineage: Eukaryota; Metazoa; Chordata; Aves; Anseriformes; Anatidae
Product: transducin-like enhancer protein 1
Exons: 21
Coding region: 134-2506 (790 amino acids)
Biological process (GO): negative regulation of canonical Wnt signaling pathway; regulation of DNA-templated transcription
Cellular component (GO): nucleus; transcription regulator complex
Molecular function (GO): protein binding; transcription corepressor activity
Source: RefSeq, a predicted model, not a curated record